This is a messenger RNA of Carcharodon carcharias (great white shark), 2115 nucleotides long. RefSeq names its product tRNA methyltransferase 12 homolog (gene tyw2). Gene Ontology annotation, cellular component: cytoplasm. Gene Ontology annotation, biological process: tRNA methylation. Bases 208 to 1632 code for a protein of 474 amino acids. The record is from RefSeq and is a predicted model, not a curated record. NCBI's taxonomy places the organism in Eukaryota, Metazoa, Chordata, Chondrichthyes, Lamniformes, Lamnidae. Gene Ontology annotation, molecular function: tRNA methyltransferase activity. The transcript is spliced from 8 exons.
CAGAGUUCCGCUCGACACUGGGUCAGAUCUCUAGAUCUCUUACUAGUUCGUGAAAGAAAAAUUGAUUUAAGAUAAACAACAGUGACGGAAAUGAGGUGCAAGUGACUUAAUUUUGAAAAUACAUGCUGUUAAAAUCAGGAUGAAGUUUUCCGACUUUGAUUGGGAGAAGAGGAAUCCUCUUCAGAAUAGUAAGAUAGAAGACUGAGAAUGCAGACUGAAGUUUCUGCAAUUGUGACUCAGGCUCAGUUUGCACAACAAUACAGACAGUAUUUGGAGACAAAUGGCAUUUUGGACACAGCCUAUCGCCUCCAGAAGCAACCCGAUGGCUCAGUGGCGUUGCCUGUGCUUUGCAGUAAACUCAGUCAGCUCCAUCCUUUCAACCUGGGUGAUACUGUGGCUCCAGGAAGUACCUGCACUUUCACAAAAAUGAAGAAUCCAAUAUCAUCCAAGAAGUCUUCAGUAAAAUCCUGCCACCAACGACUACAGGAGGAGCUCUCUGAGUUAGUGAAGCGUAGUGGAGUGCUGUGGAAUGACCAACUGAGUCACGACCUGCCUCAAGUGUGGAAGAGACAUGGUGACAUGAUUGUUCUGAAUGAAAAUGCAUUCCAGGCAGAUAUCUGGAAAACAUUGGAGCCAGAAGUAUGGAUGGUGGUUGCUAAUGCACUUGGAGCAAAACGCAUUGCAAAAGCUGGCAGAGUAUCUGCUGAUGGCUUUCGGACUCCAAAGGUGACUUUACUGCUGGGGGAUGAUGCCUGGGUUCACCACAUUGACAACAGCAUCAGGUACACAUUUGAUGUCACCAAAUGCAUGUUCUCCUCAGGAAAUAUCACAGAGAAGCUUCGGAUCAGCUUUUUUGACUGCACAGAGGAGGUGGUGGUGGACCUGUAUGCAGGUAUUGGUUAUUUUACGUUACCAUUUCUGAUGCAUGCGGGUGCAGCAUUUGUUCAUGCCUGCGAGUGGAAUCCACAUGCAGUUGCUGCACUAAUAAAGAAUCUGGAAUUGAACAAAGUGUCACACCGUUGUAGAAUCCACAAAGGUGACAACCGGCAGCUCCCUCUACGCAACCUGGCAGACCGAGUGAAUUUGGGACUAAUUCCAAGUUCAGAAGAGGGAUGGCCUGUAGCAUGCCAAUUGUUGAGAGAGGAUAGAGGAGGAAUUUUCCACAUUCAUCAUAAUAUCAGCCUGCAUGCUGAGAACCAACAUGCACCCUUUGACAGGAAGAAUCUUGAUGGAGGUCCUUGUAAAGAUCAGCAACACAGUUUAACAAUGCUUCCAGCCUCAUGGACUGAGAGGGCUAGGAGCAGCUAUGAUUCUACAACUCCAGCAUUCACAUGUUUAUUUAAAAAGGGUGCUGCUGAAGAAAGCAUACUCAGCUCGAGGUACAAGGGGCCAGGAAAGAAGUCAGAAGUUGGAAAAAACUAUGGGACCUGUUAUGAAAAGAGGACAUUUACUCAUCCAGAAUGGCAAGCUUGGGCAGAGUCAGUGGCAUUAAGGAUUAAGAAUUUAUUAGAAACUCUCCAUGAAAUGCCAUGGCGGACAAACAUCUUGCAUAUUGAGCAUGUUAAGUCUUAUGCACCACACAUUGAUCAUGUUGUACUGGACUUGGAAUGUAGGCCAUGUGAUGAGAAUUAAUAUCCUGAAAGUGCUGGUCUUUUCACACUCAGAUACUAAUACAUGAAGGUUGAGGAUCUGAAAUUAUCUGCUCAUGUAUUUAUCUAUGUUAUAAAGGUGUUUUAAACAGCCUUCAACCUCUUAAAAACAAAACAGUAAAUCUCACUGUGUUGUGAUGUGGUUCACAUCUGUAAUGAGUUUGCAAUGGCAGAGAUCUGGGAGCAUGUUACUUCUCAUAAGAAGCAUCCUGCUGGUGUUGUUAUAAUUUGCCUUCAACUGGAUCAACCAGAGGAUAGAUUAGAUUUAUUUCUAAGCCUGCCAAUAUUAGUCUGGAUUCAAAAUAGGGAAGAAAAACAAAAGCAAAGACAUUAAGUAAAUUGAAUCGCACACAUCUAUUUUGUUAACAAAUAAAAAUCUUUUGAUUAUCCCAAACAAUGUUUGGGUAUUCAAACAAAUAUCCUUAUGUCUUUCAAACCAUUAAAUUGAGAAAAAUUGUUAAACUUU